Molecule: messenger RNA, 664 nt
Organism: Populus trichocarpa (black cottonwood)
Lineage: Eukaryota; Viridiplantae; Streptophyta; Magnoliopsida; Malpighiales; Salicaceae
Product: succinate dehydrogenase subunit 7B, mitochondrial
Exons: 4
Coding region: 111-419 (102 amino acids)
Source: RefSeq, a predicted model, not a curated record
CAAAAAACAUUAUGGGUUGAAUCGUAAAAUCGGAGUAGUAGCAGCAAGCAACUCUUCUAUCUAUGCACUGACCAGGCAGAGAGGAGAAAGAAAGAGAAAGAGAAGAAAAAAUGGCUUUCUUACUGAAGAAUUGCUCCUCCUCCAUUUCUUCACACCUCCGAUCUAAAUCUCAGAAGACACAGGACGCCCUCUCUAUUUCGCGUCGCGGAUUCCAUGUUGAACCUGGUCCUCGCGAGAAAGCUCUCUUGGCUGAAGACCCUGCUCUUAAGUGGUUCAAAUCACAUAAGAAGAGUGUGUGGAGACUCAAAAGAGCUGGAGAUGUUCUGACUCUUGUUGUUGUAGCAGGAUGUUGCUAUGAAAUUUAUGUCAAAGCAGUGAUGCGGGAAGAAGCUCGGAAAGAGGCAAAGAAAAGUGCAUAAUUGGGUGUACAGUGUCUGAGAUUUCUGUUUCUGUCAAGCACAUCAGAUCCAUUUGCAAAAUUUUCAGUGUCCAAUAAGUAGUAACUGCCAUUUGUGAUCAAAUGCUUGCCCUCAAAAGCUUCGUUUUUUUGGGUUCUGUGCUAUAAAGUUUGUCAUUUUUUCAUACCAUGCCUAUGGAAAAAUCACCCUAGUGGUGCCUGUUUUUGGAUCCCUUGGACAUUUGAAUGUACAUCUGUUUUCUUCCA